Molecule: messenger RNA, 6398 nt
Organism: Adineta steineri
Lineage: Eukaryota; Metazoa; Rotifera; Eurotatoria; Adinetida; Adinetidae
Source: the annotation of a GenBank genome assembly
AUGGCAGAGGAGGAAGUUCAAGAUCUCAAACGAGAAAAUUUCAAUUUAAAAUUACGUAUUUAUUUCCUUGAAGAACAACAUCAACCGGGUACGACAAAUACUAAUGAAAAUACAACACGAACAACUUAUGUAAAUCAAUUAGAAAGUGAAAUUGAACAACUUCGUCGACGUGUUUUUUCUCAAUCAACGCAAAGUGAUGGUCUUCCAACGGUUUAUAAUUUUGAUUAUGAUGAUGAACGACGUGCAUUUCGAGAAGAACUUGAAAAAUUUCGUAAAGAAAAUGAAUUACUUCGACAAUCAUUACAAUUAAAUAGUAGUAAAAAUCAUGGUGAUAUACGUGAUAAAUUCACAACACCCAUUGUUGGUCAAAGUAUUCAAACAUCAACAUCUAUUGAUUCUGCUUUAGACAGAACAACAUCUGGAAUGUCAAGUACAUAUUUAAAUACGAAUAAUUUACAAACAGAAAUAAAUGAAUAUAAAGAACGAGAACGAAAAUUUCAAGAACAAAUUGAUUCAUUACGAAAACAACUAAAUUCAUCGUUACCACAAAAUAAUGAUACAAAUAAAAUUCGUACUGAAUUAGAUCAAGCCCGUCGACAAAUUCAACAGUAUGAAAUUGAAAUUAAUAAUUACCAACAACAACAAACAAAAGCUGAACGUGUAUUACAACGUUUGAAAAUUGAUUAUGAAGAUCAAAUUGCACGCUUGGUUGGCCAACAAGGACAACAAACAUCCAAUUAUGAAAAUCAUCAACAAGAGCCAUUAAUUGCUCGAAUUCGUUUUACUUAUCCAUUGCAUGAUCGAGCAAAUUCAAAUAUUAAUAUUGAUGAAUAUCAUCAAGCAAUUAUGCAGCGAGAUCGAAUAAUUGAACAACUUGAAGAAGCAAUUAAUGAAAUAACAAUUCGUUUACGUACACCAUUUACAUUGAUGCUUCCAUCACAAACAGCAACAUCAGAAUGGAAAGAUGAACAAAGUCAACAUUUAAUUCAUGAAUUAAAUACUCAAAUGCAAACUCAUCUUGCAACUGUUGAACAAUUACGAGCUGAAUGUAUUGAACUUCGACAAAGUGAAAAACAUUUACGAAGUCAAAUCGAAAGUUUACAUUAUCUUAUCAAUACACCAAUUCGAAAUCCUGAACUACCUCCUUUACCUCGCCCAUUACCAACACCAGCUAAGACUAGUGAUAAUAUCGAAGAUGCCGAACAAAUUCAAGCUCUUCAAACAGCAGUUGUUCAUAUAACAUUACAACUUCAAAGUGAUGCAGAAAAUGUUUCGGGUCUAACAAAUCGUAUUGCACAAAUUUUACGAGAGUGUGAUGAAUGGCAACAAAAAGCCAAUCAAUUACAACUUCAGCUCAACGAAAGAAACAAUCAUAGUCAAGAAUUUGAAAGACGUGAACGAGAAAUCGAAACUCGUAUUCGUCAAGAAUUUUCAUUAAAAAUUGAAACUUUACAACGUGAAAUUCAAACGCUACAAGGACAAGUUAAAGAUCGUGAUCGUCUCAUACGUGAAAUAGAAACUGAAGUAGAUGAUGUACGAGUACAAACACGUAAAGAUUAUGAAAAAUUUGAUAACGUUCAUAUACAAGAAAAACAAAGCCUUCAUAGUCAACUUCAAACAGCUAAUCAACUUCGUAUUGAUCUCGAACGACAAUUGGCUGAUGAACGAAGUCGAUAUGGUGAUUUAACAAGCAAAUAUGAAAAAGUUGAAUUCGAAAGACGUGAACGUGAAAUCGAAACUCGUCUUCGUCAAGAAUUUUCAUUAAAAAUUGAAACUUCACAACGUGAAAUUCAAAGUUUACACCGUGAAAUUCUAACUUUACAAGGACAAAUUAAAGAUCGUGAUCGUCUUAUACGUGAAUUCGAAACUGAAGUCGAUGAUGUACGAGUACAAACACGUAAAGAUUAUGAAAAAUUUGAUAAUGUUCAUAUUCAAGAAAAGCAAAAUCUUCAUAGUCAACUUCAAACAGCUAAUCAAAUUCGUAUUGAUCUCGAACGACAGUUGGCAGAUGAACGAAGUCGAUAUGGUGUUUUAACAAGCAAAUAUGAAAAAGUUGAAUUCGGAAGACGUGAACAAGAAAUCGAAACGCGUAUUCGUCAAGAAUUUUCGCUAAAAAUCGAAACUUUACAACGUGAAAUUCAAACUCUACAAGGACAAAUUAAAGAUCGUGAUCGUCACAUACGUGAAAUCGAAACUGAAGUAGGUGAUGUACGAGUACAAACACGAAAAGAUUAUGAAAAGUUUGAUAACGUUCAUGUACAAGAAAAGCAAAAUCUUCACAGUCAACUUCAGACAGCUAAUCAAAUUCGUGUUGAUCUUGAACAAAAAUUGGCAGAUGAACGAAGUCGAUAUGGUGUUUUAACAAGCAAAUAUGAAAAAGUUACAAUAUCAACUGAAGGUCAAUUCGAACAAAUGGAAAGAGAAAUUCAGCAACAAAAACGACAAAUUGAAGAAUUCAAUUUACAAAUUCGUGAAAUAGAAACUAGAUUUCAUAAUGAACGACGUCAACUUGAACGAGAAAGAGAUUUUGAAAAAGAUAAAGUUAUUGAAAUACAAAAUUCAUUAAAUACUACAAGUAGACGAUACAGUGAACUUCAAAUUGAAUAUGAUCGAAUAAAAGAUCAUUCCAGUGUUGAAGUACAAACUUUAAGACAAGAAAAUAAAACACUUAAAGAUAAUGCACGUGAAUUUGAAAAUAAAGUGUAUGAGUUAACAAGAAGAAAUGACGAGUUUAAAUCUAAAGUAUCGAAUUAUGAAUAUCGAAUUCAAGAUACGGAUAGUGUUGACAAACGAAAUCGAAAUGAAAUUGUUAAAUUACAACGUGAUAUUCAGGAAUUAUUACGGGAAAAAGAUGAUUAUACUCGUGAAGUUAAUGAAUGGAAACGUAAAUAUGAAAGUGUAAAAACUGAUUUUAGUACUAUACAAUAUGAAAGAGAACAAGUUGAAGUAGAAAAUCAAAAUAUUAAUCAACAAAAUGCUCAACUUAAACAAGAAAUGGAUGAACUUUCAAUACAAAUUCGUCUACAAAUUCAAGUAGAAUAUGAAGAAAAAUAUCGUCAAAUAACUACUCGUACAGAAAAUGAAAUUCAAAAUGUUCAAAAUGAAAAUGAAACAAUACGAUAUGAUCUCGAAGAAAUGAGUCGUGAACGAGCACGUGUUGCAGAUCGAUUACAAACAGUAGAAUAUAGUUUGAAACAAGCAAAUGAAACUAUUAAUACAUAUGAAGUUGAUAUUAAACGUUUAAAACAAGAAUUGAAUAUAGUUCGAGGCAAAAAUGAAGAUAUUGAACGUGAAAUAUCUCGUACAUAUACCAGUGAAUUAAAAAUCAAAACUGAUCGUUUACAAGAAUUUGAAAAUAAAUAUCGAUCAGUUGAAACACAAUUAAUUCAAUAUGAAAGAACAAUUAAUGAACUUCGUCAAGAUAAAAACAAACUUUUGGAAUCUAAUGAUAAAUAUCAACGCGAAUAUGAUCGAUAUCGAUUGGAUCAACAAAAUAUUGCUGAAUAUAUUGCAACAAUUGAUGACCUUGAAGUACAACUUCGUGAAAGAGAUAAUUUAAUUAAAAAACUUCAAUAUGAACCAGAAGAUAUUCGAUUAAAAUUUGAAAUUCGAAUUGAACAAUUAGAACAAGAAAUUGAACGACAAGAACAUUCUAUUCAAACUUAUACUCAUACAAUACGAGAAAAAGAUCGAGAUAUUGAAAGUCUUAAACGAGUUGAUAGUGAUAAUAUUCAUACAAUUCAAGUAUUACAAAAAGAAGUUCAUACACGUGAUCAACGAAUUGAACAAGUUGCAAAUGAUAAAAAAUUCGAUAUUACUGAAUAUCAACGUAAUAUAAGUGAAUUACAAGGAAUUAUUCGUGAUCGAGAACUUGAAAUUGUUGAUCUUGAUCAUAGCUUGAAACAAAAUUCUGAAGCUCAACAACGUGAACUUAUUAAUUAUCGUUAUGCUGCAGAAAAGAAUGAAAUUUAUUUACAAGAGAUUAAAACAUUAAAAAAACAAUUACAAGAAAUUCCAAAUCCAAAUACAGCAUCACAACAAAUUCUUCAUCUACAAACCAUUAUCGAAGAUUUUAAACUUCAACUUCGACAACGUGAAGAUUCAAUACAGGGUCUUCAACAUACUAUUGCUGAUUGUGAUAAAGAAUUAAAAGAAGUUCAUCAUACUUAUAAUAGUGUUCAGAAUGAUUAUAAUCGCAUAGAACUUCGUUAUGAACAAAUGGAGAAACAAUAUAAAGCUGAUUUAGACAUUCGGGAUCAAACUAUUGAUUCAUUACGUAAGCAAAUAGCUGUAAAAACUUACGAAAAAGUAGGAGCACCAGCUCCUACAGACAGUUCAUGGAAAUUAGAGCUUCAAAAGAGAGAUGAGCUAAUUAAUGAACUUAAACAAAAAUUAGAUAAUGCUGUUAGAGUUCAAUCUUCAACUAAUCAACAUAUCUCAUCUUCUAUUCAAUAUGCUCGACCAGUGGAAAUACAUACUCGUUCUCAAUUGAAAAAUUAUGCUCAUUUAAAUCGUGAAGAACUUCAAUAUGAACUUGAUAUGGCUUUACAACUUAAUGAAGAAUUAAAUCAACAAUUAGCACAAAAAUCACCUAAUAUAACUGAAUUACACAAUCAAGUAAUCGUUAUACGCAAAGAAUUAGCAAGACAAAAAUAUGUUAAUCAAGUUUUAUGGCGUAAACUUGAUGCAUUAAUUGAUAUCUAUGGUUCAAAUACUCGAGCCGAAUUAGCUAUUGAAUUAGCUAAUUAUCAAAAUGAAAUUGAAACAUUAAAAGUUAAACAAAAUGGUCUAAUUGAUGCUUCUUCUUCUUCGAAUCGACAACGUCGAUAUAGUGAAGAAGAUUCUAAUUGGAAAUCCUCAAAAAUUGUUAAAAAAAAUGAAGAUAUUAAUAUUUUCGAUAAUAUACAAAAUAUUGAAGAACUUCAAGAAAUAAUCUAUAAACAAAAUAAAUAUAUUCAACAAUUACAAAUACGUGUUCGUAUAAGUACACCAGAUAUAGUUCAAUCAUCAACAUAUAAUAAAUUAACUGAAGAAAAUAAGAAUUUAAAUCUUCUUAUUGAUACUUAUAAAAAUGAACUUAGAAAACUUUCGAAAACUAAUCAAAUCAAUCAAGUAACAUUACAAGAAUAUGAAAAUGUUAUAAGAAUACAACAAAAUCAUAUUGAAGAAAAAAAUAAAGCAUUCGAACAAUUGUCAUCAAAGAAACAUAAUUCUCAUCCAACAAAUUUAUUUAAACAAAAUAAAAUGACUGAUUUUAUAAUCGAUUUAGAUAUUGAUAUUAUACCUACACAUGAUAAAAAAAGAAAAACUUCAACGACUAAAACUGAUAUUUCUGUGGACAAUGCACGUUAUAUAUCAUUACAACAAGACUAUCAACGACAAACUAAUGAUAAAGAUGAACAAAUUAGACAAUUAACCAAACAAUUGAACGAUUUAAGAAACAAUAAUAGUAAAGGCAAUGGUCAUUAUCAAUCACAUUUACAAAUUGAUGUAUUAAAAUCUACACAAAUUCAACUUGAUCAAGCACAAGAUCAAAAUCAUAGAUUACAUAAUGAAAUAAAAUUAUUACAAAAUGAAUUAACGAAUAAAGUACAAUUAAUUAAUCAUUAUGAAAAACAAAUUAGUUUAUUAGAAAAACAAAUUAAUUCUCGUGGUAGCGGUACUACGGGAAUAUCGAUUCAAACAAAUGAUCUGUCAGAAUUAUUAGAAGAAAUGCGUCGUCUUCGUCAAGAUCUUGAACGAAGUAUAAAUAGACAAAAUGAAUUACAAAUAAAAUUAGAUGAAAAUAUUCGUCUCUCACGCGCACCACGUGAAUUUUCAUUUUCUGGUCGUGGAGUUUCAUAUCCUGAUCUUCGUUUAAUUGAUGCAUCAGGAUCAGUUGCAACAGAAAAUUAUUCAUUUACAAAUAUAACAGAAGAAAAACGUUCAAGACCAAUUGGAGCAUCAACUAUAGAAUUUCAAACUGAACAAAUCAAUUUUGGCAAAUCCUAUAUUAUUGGUGAAUUAGAAAAUCAUGAAAAUCUUCGACGAUUAAUCGCGAAUAUUAAAAUUCAAUUAAAAGAAAUUGAAAUUAAAAUUCAAGAAAAACUUCGAUCAAAAUCUACUUCAUCAACUGGUGAACCAUCGAUGGAAUGGCUUGAACAUCGUUUAAAGUCUCUUAAUCAAUGUCUUGCACUUCUAGAACAAAUGUAUCAAUUAACUGAAUCAUACUGGAAAACUAAUUUAUCUAUUAGCAGUAAUUAUGAUGAACAUAUGUCUAAUGAUUCACGUCUUAUUAAUGAAAAUAAACAACUGCAAAUAUCUCAAGCAAAAUAUGCUCAUGAAUUACAAAAUUUAAAACAAAAAUAUAAAGAACAAUCGACUUAUUUAGAACAAGUACUUACUCAAUUAACAGUAAG